AUGCUUCUGAUUACUGCAGCAGCAGCGGCAGCGUCCACUCCACAUCGCGUAGGUAGCGACACCAGCAACCAGCAGAGUGUCGUGGCAAAUGCGGUAGUUUUAGAACGAUGCUCCACACGUUUCUUGCCCGCUGCUGCGUGUGCAUGUCCAGCAGCCCCGGGUCGUUCCAUCUGCAGCUCCCACCUCUCCGGCCUCCGCAGCAUCACCGACGACGGAAUGGGAGCGAACAAGAUGUCCUACAGGGCGGUGGCGGGUGGACGGGCUCAUGGAAAUCGGUUUGACGUGUCACACACUCAAAUAGGAACGGUCGCAGCGUCAGCACAGGCUGCACAGCCGUCACAGCCACCCAUACCAUCGCAUACCUACCAGGCCAUGCCAUACCCACUGCCCGCGCCCGCACCAGCACUAGCACCAGCACCAGCACCAGCACCAGGCUCACCAGCACCAGGCUCACCAGCACCAGCACCAGCACCAGCACCAGCACCCAGCUCGGACCCCGAGAGGUCGCAGGAGCCAGCUCCUUACUGCAGAAAAGCGGCAUGUGCUGAUGUAACGCGCGACAAGACCCUUGGCACCGACCACCUCCUAGUAGGACCAGUACUAGUGACGAUGGGAGGCCAUUGGACCAGUAGCCAGUAG
This is a messenger RNA of Sphaerulina musiva SO2202, 639 nucleotides long. RefSeq lists its product as uncharacterized. The transcript has a single exon. Lineage: Eukaryota; Fungi; Ascomycota; Dothideomycetes; Mycosphaerellales; Mycosphaerellaceae. The record is from RefSeq and is a predicted model, not a curated record. The coding region runs from base 1 to 639 and encodes 212 amino acids.